UAUCAGUCUAAAUGCCAAAAAGAUAUUUUUAGCACAAAAAACCAGCAUUGCAUCAUUUCGGGACGUAAAAUACCAGGUUACUAAAAAGUGUCAACAUCCUAUACGUCAUAAAAAUCUCAUGUAGAUAAUAUAAUGGUAUAUAAUUAGAAUAAUUUGCCUAUUUACGAAAUAUUCUUCUUUUUAAGUUUAUCGAUAAAUUACUACUCAACGAAUAAAUACUAAAUAUUUUAUUUUGAAGAUUAUUUCAAGAUGAGGGGUGUGCCUGCAAUAGUGGCAUUCUUCUGCGUCGUUCUUUUGAUAAUCCAAACUAUAUCCGCAGCACCUGAGCCGGAUCAUUCUUUGGGACGGGAAGGAGAACCAAAAAAAAUCGUGAUUAAACCAAUAGGUUAUAUAGGAGGAGACGGAGGUGGUAAUGGUACAGGCGGUUAUGGCAUAGGCGGCGGAGGCGGUAAUGGCAGAGACAGUUAUCGCAUAGGCGGCGGAGGCGGUAAUGGCAGAGCCGGUUAUGGCAGAGCCGGUUAUGGCAGAGGCGGUAAUGACAGAGACAGUUAUGGCAGAGGCGGCGUAGGCGGUAAUGGCGGAGACGGUUAUAGCAGAGGCGGCGGAGGCGGUAAUGGCGAAGACGGUUAUGGCAGGGGCGGUAAUGGCGGAGACGGUUAUGGCAGGGGCGGUAAUAGUGGAGACGGUUAUAACAGAGGCGGCAGAGACGGUCAUGGCAUAGGCGGCGUAGGCGGUAAUGGCAGAGACGGUUAUGGUAGAGGCGGCGUAGGAGGUAAUGGCGGAGACGGUUACAGCAGAGGCGGCGGAGGCGGUAAUGGCGAAGACGGUUAUGGCAGGGGCGGUAAUGGAGGAGACGGUUAUGGCAGGGGCGGCGUAGGCGGUAAUGGCAGAGAUGGUUAUGGCAGAGGCGGCGUAGGCGGUAAUGGCGAAGGCGGUUAUAGCAGAGGCGGUAAUGGCGAAGACGGUUAUGGAAGGGGCGGUAAUGGCGGAGACGGUUAUGGCAGAGGAGACGUAGGCGGAAGAAACGGCGAAGGCGGCAGAGGCGGCAAAGGCGGCGGAGGCAGCAGUGGCGGCAGUGGCGGCGGAGGAGGCAUUGGCGGCGGAGGCAGCAGUGGAGGGGGAGGCGGAAUUGGCGGCGGAGGCGGCAGUGGAGGCGGUAGUGGAGGCGGAGGCGGUGGAUGUGGAGCCGGCGGAUGGGGACUAGCCGGUAGAGAUGGAGGCCCAUAUGGUGGUGGCGGUGGCGGUGGCGGUGGUGUUGGCGGUGGCGGUGGCGGUGGUGGUGGCGGUGGUUAUGGCGGUGGUGGUGGUGGCGGUGGUGGUGGCUGCUGAGAAAGUUGGAAAAUUCAGACUGUUGGGAGAGAGUUAGAAAAGCCCAAACCAGUUAUUUCAAUUUAAAGUAAUCAAAUGUUUUCAAUAUGUUCACACCUAAUUUUAUAUGUGGACUUUUUAAAAUUAUAUAUCCUAUUUUGUAUUAUUGUGAAAUAUUUUUGUAAUGUUCAAGUAUUACACUAUGUAAUAAAUUAAAAACAAUAUUGUAGUAAUAUUUUUUCUUGAGUUGUAGAUGUUUCUAACUGAAGUUUUCUUACUAAAAAUAAUGAUAUAAUUAACAAAAUGCAUCUAAGGGUAUUCAAACAUAUAGAUUACUUUUUUCCCAAGAAUUAAGUAAAAGCAAACAACAUGGAAAAUGCUUAAAUUGUUUGGAAAAGAAACCAGCUGCUAUAUCACAAAUUAGUCCAUUCAUUUGUAAUCUCGCACUAAUCUUAACUUCCUAAAUUUUUAUACUUUUACCAUGUAUAAUUGUGAAACAUAUCGAUUAAUAGCUUAGUUAGAGUUUAUUCAACUUCCUGUAAACUGAAUAAAUUGCCAAAUUGUACUUGUAAGCUUUCAAAGUACAAAGGUUUUUGUUACUAUGCAAAAGUAAAUAAACUUAAAUUUAGUGAGAUUAUAAAUUAGCAGUUCGGACUAUUUUAAGUCGCAGUCUAUUUAGAAUAGUUACCUCAAUAACAACUCUAGUGCGUAAGUCAUUAUUUAAAGUUACGUCGACAGAGUGUAAUUAUAAUUAGCUGUCAAUAAAACCAUUAUUUUUA
Molecule: messenger RNA, 2087 nt
Organism: Diabrotica virgifera virgifera (western corn rootworm)
Lineage: Eukaryota; Metazoa; Arthropoda; Insecta; Coleoptera; Chrysomelidae
Exons: 2
Coding region: 250-1329 (359 amino acids)
Source: RefSeq, a predicted model, not a curated record